CUCUUAAAACUAGAUUUCACUAUGAUCUUUUCUUUUAUGAACUUUCUUUUAUUUUUACAAUGAUCUCUUAUUCUUUAUUUCUAUCACUAUAAUAAAUAAAUAUUUUAUUUUCAAAUUUAUUGAAUAACUCAUCUAUUUUGCUUCAAAUAUAGACUAAACACAUCAUCGGUUAUCAUGGUUAUCGGUUAUCACAGUUUAAUGUUUUUUAAGGUUCUGUAUAGGUUGUUCGCAGGACAAAAACUACCGUAUAACAGUGACAAAUAUUUUAAGAUCCUAUUUAUCUGUGAUUUAAUUGUGAUAAAUUUUAGAUUCUCUGUGGUAAGGCAGACCUUCAAAGACAAUCUUGUUAGUUAUUAUGGUUGUCAGAUGUGUCUCAAUGUCGAGUUUCAAAGGGGAUAUUAUAGAUGCAGUACAUCCAAAGGUUGUUCCGCCAAAAAACAAGUAGAGCGAAGUAGCACAGAUUCUUCAAUGCUUGUCAUCACAUAUACUUCAACCCACAACCAUCCAGAUCCCACGGCCGUCUCUGCCACAAAUUCAGCUCGAAAACCAAAAGAUUCCGAAUCUGAAACCGAAACAAUCCAAGAUAUCCCGAUUACCUCUAAGGAAGAAGACCAAGAACACGUAGAACAAGAAACGAAUAAUACUAAGAGCAGUGUGACAAAUGAAGAAAAUUUUCAUUAUUUACAAUCUUCAAUAGAAGAUCCUUUCAAACUAAACAUGGAAAAACACCAUAUAGAUCUUGUUUUAGAGGAAAAACCAGUCUUCUAUGCAGCAGAGUUAGAGAAUUCGUCAGAAUCAAAAUCAGAAGAACUUGAUUAUUUCGAUGAGCUUGAGGAGUUACCUAUGUCUUCAUCUGUUUUUCAGUUUACUAGGAGCAUUUUUUCUGAUGAAAGGAUUCCUGUUGCCCCUUCUUGAUUGAUUCGUUUUUUUAAUGUGUCUCUUGUCUAGAAGAAUGUAACAUGUUUAUUAUUGUUCAUAUAUGGAGUACUAGCAUGCUACUUCCACAUUUCAAUUUGGCACCUUUCUAAGGAUGCUGAUGUCAUUAUGAAUAUUUUUAACUUUAGAUUAUCUAUUAUUGUCACGUA
This is a messenger RNA of Lathyrus oleraceus (garden pea), 1085 nucleotides long. RefSeq names its product probable WRKY transcription factor 35. NCBI's taxonomy places the organism in Eukaryota, Viridiplantae, Streptophyta, Magnoliopsida, Fabales, Fabaceae. Gene Ontology annotation, molecular function: transcription cis-regulatory region binding; DNA-binding transcription factor activity. The coding region runs from base 175 to 915 and encodes 246 amino acids. Gene Ontology annotation, biological process: regulation of DNA-templated transcription. The transcript has 2 exons. The record is from RefSeq and is a predicted model, not a curated record. Gene Ontology annotation, cellular component: nucleus.